GUCCCUCGUUUUAGCAGUUAACUUGGAAAACAUCGUCAGGCAGCAGUCCAGUAAUACUGUCCAGUAAUAUUGGCUUCAUGGACCUACGUGGUUUGUGGUAAAAAAACGGCUGCAUGAACUUUCGGACAAGCUGUCACAUCGACACGUGAUUCAUCUUGCACUUUGUUGGUGUCUUUGCUGCUGGCAGAUUGAAAUCAAGGCUGAACAAGUGAGCUCUCGACAAUGGAUUGCAUCUUCGUAGCACAACUGUUUCUUGCUUUAGUGUUAAUUUACCAGCUGGUGACAUGGCUCAGGUCACGAUUACGUGUCGGUGACUACGACAAGAAGCACGUACAUGUGACAGGUUGUGGCAACGGUUUCGGCUAUCUCGUCGUUAAACGCCUGGACGUGUUAGGGUUCCGAGUGUUUGCCGCCUGUCGCACGUCACAAGCGGCGGAGAAACUGCAGGAAGAGACUUCUUCUCGCGUCACCACGUUGGUGCUUGACGUCACAAACGAGAAGAGUAUCAGCGCCGCCAGAGACUUUGUGGCCGCCAGACUGCCGGAGGGUCAAGGUCUGUGGGGUGUUGUGAACAAUGCGGGCAUCGUCGGUCCUAUCGGUCCAAGCGAGUGGGUGUCACGUGAUGGGUAUCAGACAUGUCUGGCGGUCAACCUGUUGGGCCUGAUUGACGUCACUCGGACUUUCCUGCCGCUCGUGCGUCGCGCGCGAGGACGUGUUGUGAACAUCUCGAGCUUCAUGGGAAGAAUCGCCGUUGCCAACUCUCGUUACACUGUGUCUAAAUACGGCGUGGAGGCUUUCUCCGACUGUCUUCGGAGAGAAGUGUACAGACAGGGUGUACAGGUGUGCAUCAUAGAACCUGGAGGCUUCAAAACAGAUUUGUUGAGACAGGAUAUUUUAUUCAAGUCAUUUAAGAUGUCCUACGAUGCCACACCCGCUGACAUCAGACAACAUUACCCAGAGUCGACAGUGGAAGCAGCUGGCAAUAUGGCCACCAGAUCCUCUGCCAUGGCUUCACGGAAGCUGCACCUGGUGGUGGACGCCUACGUCUUGGCUCUGACGUCACGGUUCCCGCCGACAAGGCAGCUGGUGGGCAGUGACGUGCGUCUGUUCUACCGCCUGCUGUGGAACUUGCCUACGCCCCUCACCGACUGGAUUCUCGUCAACUUAAAAGAGUUACUUGUAAACCAGUGAUGCCCAACCUUUUUCGGCCUGCGGGCCAAACACAUUUCCGACAUGCGUGUCACGGGCCGCUUCACCGCAAAAAUACAAAAAAAGAAAAAAAUAGAGCAG
Molecule: messenger RNA, 1290 nt
Organism: Pomacea canaliculata
Lineage: Eukaryota; Metazoa; Mollusca; Gastropoda; Architaenioglossa; Ampullariidae
Product: 17-beta-hydroxysteroid dehydrogenase type 6-like
Exons: 6
Coding region: 223-1191 (322 amino acids)
Molecular function (GO): oxidoreductase activity
Source: RefSeq, a predicted model, not a curated record